Molecule: messenger RNA, 453 nt
Organism: Trypanosoma conorhini
Lineage: Eukaryota; Euglenozoa; Kinetoplastea; Trypanosomatida; Trypanosomatidae
Exons: 1
Coding region: 1-453 (150 amino acids)
Source: RefSeq, a predicted model, not a curated record
AUGGGGAGGCGGCGGGGGGCGGCCGCGCUGGAGGCGACGCCGGACCUCGCCUUCGUCAAGCAGGGGCACCUCAACAUGCUCAUUCACAUCAGCAAGGAGGGGGAGCGGACGACGGUGCCCGUCGACUCCCUCGGCUUCCUCGAGGACCCCCGCGUCGUGCGGGGCCGCUCCAUGGACCAGGUGAACUUCAACGGCGACUGCGUCUUCAAGGUCACGCUGGAGUUCGUGGAGCAGAUGGCCUGCCUGGAGGAGACAGCGGUGCGGGAGUCGACGGACUGGGUGCUGUGCUCCUGCAGCGGGCAGGCGGCGUUUUACUCCCCCGUGGAGCAGCGGCUGGUGCUGCAGCACUGUGUUGUGUGCCUGCAGAGCAACAUCCCGGAGUUGGUCGACCCCUUCAUCCUAGUGCUGUACCUUGAGGGGCAUCGGUGGCUGGUUGAGCGGGUGCUGCGCUGA